Messenger RNA from Drosophila erecta, 584 nucleotides. RefSeq lists its product as uncharacterized. Bases 39 to 563 code for a protein of 174 amino acids. Lineage: Eukaryota; Metazoa; Arthropoda; Insecta; Diptera; Drosophilidae. The record is from RefSeq and is a predicted model, not a curated record. The transcript has a single exon.
GAUUGCACUGAGCCGGUCGGGAAAAACAAACCGAAGAUAUGUGGCUGUCGCUUAUCUUUAUUGCCUGUCUAGCCGGCGCAAGCAGUGGAUCUGUGGGUGGCGAUGAUCCGGUGGUGAAGAUCCCGGUGGAGCAGGGAUUUGUGCCCCGCUAUACUCCGAUGGCCGAGGGCAAGCGACAGGACUUGGACUUACCCGCUGAAGUAGUAAGUGUCGAGCAGCAAAAGAGACCUCAUGCUGGCGAUAAGAAGCCCUGGCGACGAGUGCAGUACGGCUACGAUGGAGUGCAUACGGCUGCCUGGGCUGCUCCCUCACCUCCAGCAGCCAUUCUGUCCAUUCUGAAUCCCCUGCUCGCACCCGGACUGCUCCUUUUGGGUGUCAAUUUGGGAGCUCUGCUCUACAUGCUGCUGGGACUACUGGGACUCGCACCUUAUCGCAGUGGCAGCACCAGUCGGAUAGCCUCGCACCCGGAAGCCAAUUCUCAGUUAUGGCCUGACGAUCAAAGCUUCUACCGCCGAGACAGACACAAUGUGGGUGAGGGCAAGGAAACGGCUGUAUAUUUUUAGGUUAGCGCGUAACGCAAGGAU